CUGCAGACCGCUCUGGUUCUACAGAAAUGUCCACAGUUCUUCAAAACAUACAAAACAAACAAAUAAACAAACAAAUAAACAUCCCACACAAGAAAUACCGGCAGUUUCAUAAAAGUCCCCACUAUGUUAGGAUGGAUUAGUUUUUCAAAGCUACAGUUAUGAACAACCUUUAACCUGCUGCCAGGCAUGGAGGAGGCAGUAUCAUGCUCUGCAGAGGGCUUUCUACAAGAGCUUCUGGACUGGUUCAUGUUUGGUUCCAGUCUUGGUUCUCCUGGUUUUGGAUGUGAUUUAAAGCUGGUUCAGGAUUUAUUUGACUCUGGAUCUGGUCCUGGUUUAGGACUGGUUUAGGACGGUCUGGGGAAGGUUUUGUCUCUUUUUUUUAGGAGUAGUUUAUGUUUGGUUUUGGUCUUGUAUUGGUUUUUGACUUUUUAGAAUUGAUUUCAGAAUGUUUCUAGGACUGGUUUACAAUUGGUUUUAGGACCAGUAAAGGACUGGUUUCAGACUGCAUUUGGGGCAGUCUAUGGAGUAUUUUUAGGAGUAGUUUAGGUUUGGUUUUGGGUUUUGUACCAGCUUUCAACAUUUCAGGACUGGUUCCAGACUCUAUUCUGACUAGUUCUGAACUUUUUAGGACUGGUUUAGGUUUGAUUUUAGUCCUGGUUUUAGAGUUUUUUAGAACUGAUUUCAUGUCUCUAGGACUGGUUUACUUGUUUUAGGACCAGUUAAGGACUGGUUUCAAUCUGUAUUUUGAGCAGUUAUUUGAGUAUUUUUAGGGGCAGUUUAGGUUUGGUUUUGGUCCCAGUAUUAGAUUGUUGUUGUUUUUUUUUUGUUUUUUUUUACUUUUUUAGAGCUGUUUCAGACUUCUUCUAAAGCUGGUUUCAGUUGUGGUUUUGGACCGUCUUGUCUCUUUUUUGCAGCUGGACCUCACAGGGAUGGAAAAAUAGGAGUCUGUCAGAGAGCUGAGGCGUGUCCUUAGUCUGCUGUUUGUGGAAACUGAAAGUAAAACAGAAGAUUUCUCAACACGAGCAGAUCAACAGCAGUAAACAGAUAUGACCUCGGCCGGCGGUUUCCGAUCCGAAGAGCAUCUCCGGUGUUUAAUCUGCCUGAACGUUUUCACCGAACCCGUCUCGAUUCCCUGCGGUCACAACUUCUGCCGGAGCUGCAUCACCGACUUCUGGGCCUCCUGUGACGUCCAUCACUGUCCGCUGUGCCACCAGACUUUUGACAAAACCCCACAUGUGCGAGUCAACCAGGAGCUCAGGGACGAUGUGGAGGCGUUUCAAAGAGCUGAUGGUAAUGCUGCUCAGUCCUGGAAGGUUUCCUGUGACCUCUGCAGGCGUAGAGCCCUGAAGUCCUGCCUGGUUUGUCUGGUCUCCUACUGCGACGAACACCUGCAGCCUCAUCAGUCGGCUCAGGCGCUGAAGUGGCACAAACUGAUGGAGCCGGUGGAGUCGCUGAAGGAUCGGGUCUGCAGCAAACACAACAAGCUGAAGGACUUCUUCUGCAGGGAAGACCAGAUGUGCAUUUGCGCAGUGUGCAUGAAGGACGAACACGCCACGCACGAAACCGUCGCCACACAGGACGAGUCUGUGGCAAGACGAGCCGAGGUGAUGCGGAUGAAAGCCAAAGUCGACCGCGAUGUGAGCGACAAGAUCACCAAGGAGGAGAUGAUGCAGAAGUCGAAGCGGCACCGUCUCCUCAUGAUGCAAAAAGCUAAAGCAGAAACUGAAACGUGCUUCGGCGCUCUGAUUUCGUCGAUCAGGCUCAAAAAGGUGGAGCUGAUGAAGCUGCUGGAGGAGAAACAGGAAGCAGCAGAGCGGCAGGAAGAAGAGCUGAUUGGACGCCUGCAGCUGGAGAUCGAUAGCAAACGCAGGAUUGGCGCCAAACUGGAGGAGCUCUCAAACACCAAGGAUGACUUCCAGCUGCUGCAGGAACUCCCGUCUGCUUCCUCGUCUUCAGCCUCAACAAGCUUCGACACCAAGGUCCAAAGUUUCCUGCAGGUGGAGGCCUUGAGGACGGCGGUGGUCAAGACUGAGGAGACGUUCAACCAACAAAUGGAGAACAUCAUGAUGGACCUCAAAGGAGACAAACCGAUGGAUUCCCAGACUGUGUUCGAUGAUGAACUCGGGAGAGUCCAGCAGCAAUACGCAAAAACAGUGACUCUGGACGCCAACACAGCUCACCCAGCUCUCAUCGUGUCCCCGGACAGGAAGCAAGUAAUGGAUGGAUUCCAGAAGAGGAAAGUACCCGACAACGUCUCCAGGUUCGACUGUCUCCAUUAUGUCCUGGGAAAUGAAGGCAUCUCCUCCGGAAGGUUCUACUAUGAAGUCAAAUCCAUCAGCAGACAAACCGGGUGGGAGGUUGGAGUGGUGAGAGAAUCAGUCAGCAAGAAAGGCAUCAAUUUGUCCCUCAGCCCUGAAGAUGGAUGCUGGACGUUGGGUUUGUACUGGGGACAGCUUCAGGCGAACACCAACCCUCCCAAGAUCCUGUCUUUGUCCAAAGACCUCGACAAGAUCGGUGUCUUUGUGGAUUACGAAGGAGGGCUGGUUUCUUUCUACGACAUCAACGCUCGAGCUCUGAUUUACUCGUUUACUGGAUGUGUCUUCACAGUUAGGCCAAAAGUUGAGGAAGGUUUUGGAAACAAUCUUUUUCAAUUCAGACGGCCAUGUUGCACCGUCAACUCAGUAAAUACCAAGAUCUACCCGAUCUUCAGACCGAGUUUUUAUCCUCUACAGAUCACUGCUGUCAGUAGAGGAAAAUAGUGAUGUGGGUUGCCCAGUUUCUGUUCUGUUCUGUGGAGAUUUGUGAUCUUUGGUUUUAGUUGUAAAUCGUAAAGCUCUGAAGUCGCUAAAGGAAUAGUCCUGCAAGAUUCUUAAAAUUUCAGGUUCUGGACAAUGGUCAGUUUCAUGAAGACUUCAUGGAGGUUUAUUCAAGGGCUAGAUUUACACCAAAAAUAAGGAUCUACCCAAUAUUCAGACUCAGAUGGGAGAGUUUACCAUCACUACAGAUCACUGCUGUCAUCAGAGGAAAGUAGUGAUCCGGACAGUGUUCUGUAGAGACUUACAUUGAUGGUUUUGUAGUCUUUGGUUGUAGUCGUAAAGCAUAAAGCUCUGAAGUUGGCUCAGGUGCAAAAACUGAUCCACCUUGUAGAGUCACUAAAGGAUCGGUUCUGCAAGAUUCUUAAAAUUUCAGUUUCCAGACAAUGGCUCCAGAUUUGACUGACUCGAUUUAAGAUUCAAUGUGGGCAUUGAAGACACACUGUAAAAAAAAGCAACAACAAAAAAGUAAGUUUUCUUAUGUUUACAGAUGUUUUUCUUCAUUUUAUUUUCUUACUGUCAACAAUUUUUUUCCAGACAGGACACAAAUGUUGUAUGAUGGACAAGAAAGGAAUAUUUUGAUUAAGUUUCCUUUUUAUUUUUAACUAAAUAAAUACUUUAGAGCAUAACGGUGUCUCAAAUUUACUACUAAAAUGAAUAAAUAAUUAUAUUGUAUUAUAUUAUGCUAUCAUUUGUGAUGCAUGUUAUUUUAUCAGUACACAAACGUUGUGGUCUCACUUAUUUUUUCUGAAUGAAUAUAUAAAGUUGUGCCAUUUAACAGGUGAUAUAAUUGCACAGACUUUGGGCAUUUUGCCAUCAACCAUCAUGGCAGUUUUCUGUCCCAAUCGAAGGUCAGACUCUCUCUCCCCU
Molecule: messenger RNA, 3683 nt
Organism: Acanthochromis polyacanthus (spiny chromis)
Lineage: Eukaryota; Metazoa; Chordata; Actinopteri; Pomacentridae
Product: E3 ubiquitin-protein ligase TRIM21-like
Exons: 3
Coding region: 1047-2759 (570 amino acids)
Molecular function (GO): protein binding; zinc ion binding
Source: RefSeq, a predicted model, not a curated record